AUUUGCAAUCAAUCAUGUUGAAUAUGGCUAUGGUGGUGAUCACAGCAACUCUUCUGAUCUUCCUCUUGUGCUCUCCCUCAGGAGCUAUAUUACUGAACAAGCUUCAGCUACCAUCACCAGUGACUGGACCGGAGUCACUUGCAUUCGAUAGAAACAACGGAGGACCAUAUGUUAGUUCCUCGGAUGGAAGAAUUUUCAAAUAUGUUGGUCCAAAUGAAGGAUUCAAAGAAUAUGCUUCCACUUCUCUAAACAGGAACAAGACAGUCUGUGAUGGGCUAGCAGACUUCUCAGCAGUCCAGGCAACAUGUGGACGACCUUUAGGAUUGGGUUUCAAUCAUCAGACAGGCGAUUUGUAUGUAGCCGAUGCUUAUUUUGGACUUGUUAAGGUUUCUCCUGAUGGAGGCAAUGUAACUCAAUUAGUUGGACCUGCACAAGGCAAUUCUACUAGGUUUACUAAUGGUUUGGAUGUAGAUCCUGACACUGGAAUGGUUUAUUUUACCGAAGCUAGCACUAACUUCCAGCUCAAAGAUUUCCAGACAUUGCUAAACAGCGGAGAUAAUUCAGGAAGCCUGCUGAAAUAUGAUCCAAGCACCAACCAAACGACGGUGUUGUUAAGUAAUCUUGCAGUGCCAUCUGGUGUAGCAGUUAGCAGAGACGGCUCAUUUGUUCUUGUUGGUGAAUAUCUGGCAAACAGAAUUCAAAGAGUGUGGCUGAAAGGACCAAGAGCGAAUUCGUCAGAACUAUUCAUGCUACUUCUUGGAAGACCAGAUAACAUCAAGAGAAAUUCAAGAGGACAGUUUUGGAUUUCAGUGAAUAGUUUUAUUGGGUCACCAAGAUCUCCAAGGCGUUCGAUUUUGCCUGCCGGAGUCAGAGUGACGGAGAAUGGUUUAAUUUUACAGGUUGUGUCUCUUGCAUCUGAGUAUGGUACUGAUGCAGCUAGUGAGGUUCAAGAGUAUAAUGGAACACUCUAUAGUGGCUCCCUGCUUGCUUCUUAUGCUACCAUUUUUACUCCUUAGAGUUUUGUACUCAUUGCUACCUUUGUAUGGCCAUAAAAAAAAAAUACAUCAAUUUA
Trifolium pratense (red clover) is the source of this 1072-nucleotide messenger RNA. RefSeq names its product protein STRICTOSIDINE SYNTHASE-LIKE 12-like. Bases 15 to 1016 code for a protein of 333 amino acids. Lineage: Eukaryota; Viridiplantae; Streptophyta; Magnoliopsida; Fabales; Fabaceae. Gene Ontology annotation, biological process: biosynthetic process. The record is from RefSeq and is a predicted model, not a curated record. The transcript is spliced from 3 exons. Gene Ontology annotation, molecular function: strictosidine synthase activity.